Molecule: messenger RNA, 3240 nt
Organism: Acomys russatus (golden spiny mouse)
Lineage: Eukaryota; Metazoa; Chordata; Mammalia; Rodentia; Muridae
Gene: Prrt3
Product: proline rich transmembrane protein 3
Exons: 4
Coding region: 245-3163 (972 amino acids)
Source: RefSeq, a predicted model, not a curated record
CAGCAGGCAGAGUCCAUUCGCCAAGGGAAAGGGUUAAGUCUCCCGCGCUCCUGUGGGCGGGCUCGGCUAUGAGAUCGGCAGCGCUGGGCUCUGCUGGCCGAGCCUGAGCAUCUUCGAGGAUGCAGUGCCGGGAGAGGCUGCAGGGACGCGCGCAAGGUGAACGCAGGGCUGCGGGUGCAGCGCGCAGAGUGACCCAGUGAAGCCUAGAAGUCAAGGGCUCUACACUCAGGCAUUGAAUUAGACCAUGGCCUCCAGCCCACAGGGCUGUGUAUCUUGCCUCCUUCUGCUGUUGCUGCUGCCAUGCCUGGGGGCUGGCCCUGCCUUGGGCAGAGGCCUUCCCAGGCCACUUGAGAACUCAGAACCUCAUGUGAUCCCACCAGAGCCACAGACCUUUGACCUCUUCUGGGAGAAGCAGAGAAAUGAGAGUUUCCAGCCCAGUGGCAUCUCCCAGGCUCCUGUUGAAGGCCCUGAGAGGCCUGCAGACUCUCCCCUAGGACCAGCCCUGCCUGGACCCAAAGCAGCCCCUGGAGUCCAGGGUGAAAGACUCCUAAUGGCUGAUGACCUUCAGCUGGCCCAAACACUCACCUCCCAAGGCUGGACAGGACCUCCAGAUUCGCAGGAGCUUCUAGAGCCAGAAGCACCAGACCCCCAUCCAAUGGGAGCACCUCACCUCACUUUCGUCCCAACAACUCCCAGCCCUCAACUCAGGGUAUCCAUACUUCCCACUGCCCCACAGAAGCCUGGAGGCCCAGUAGGACAGCAGCCAGCUAGGGAUGAGGGUCUAAUGGCCAAAGGUAAGACCCACAUAACACAGGCUUCCCCCUGGGACCACCAGGGUUCUCCCCACACUCUGGUACCCGAGACAGGUGCUGUGAGGACGCCGAUGCUGGGGAGGCAGGAUGGACAUGAGGGGGGCUUCCUGGAGGCUGUCCAGGGCCCCUUACUCACCCUACAGGAUCCAGUAGUCCCUGAGGUGAGCCCAACACCCCCAGCUGAGGUGGCAUCCACUCAGGAUCCUGGAGACCAGCUAGACCUAGCAUUGGCCAGAAGCCUUCCUCUUCCUGAGGGGCUGCCAGCUGAACCACCUCAAAAAGCUGGAACUGGGGAUAGCUGGGAAGUCAGCUCUCUGGGACCCCCACCUGAACAGACUGACCUCCUUGGUGGACAAGAUUCUGCAACACCCCAGUCCUUACCACCCUCAGCCUCAGACACUUCUGAUGGACAACUAAGGCCAGGAAUAGCCUCGAUGAAUGGAGUAGACCCCAUCUCUCCCCAGAGAGUGAGAGGAGCGAUGGAGGCUCCAGGAACCCCCAAGUCCUUCAUCCCUGAACUCCCAAACUCUGCUCAAGCUGCAAAUGGAACAGAGAGCCCUGUGAGGGCCCGGCAGCCAGAUGAAGCCGAAGAAUGGCCGGGUCGCCCACAAAGCCACCCUCCAGCACCCCCUGUACAGGCCCCCUCGACAUCUCGUCGUGGCCUCAUUAGAGUCACCACACAGAAAGCCCUGGGCCAACCACUCCCUCCGGAGCCCUCAGCCAGCUCAAUGGCUCCAGCCCUAGCUUCUAGCCCCCCAGCCAAUGCCACCGCACCUCCUCUGCGUUGGGGACCCCUGAGGAGGGUGCUCAGUUUUUCCUGGGAGCUUCAUGUGUAUGGGGUGGGCGUGCUUUUCCUGCUUCCAGCAUUAUUGGCAUUGGUCACACUGGCAGCCGCCCUAGCAGGACCCCGACUGGCACUAGUGGCUGCCCUGCUGGUGUUGGUGGCUUCAGGGCUGCGAUCUGUCUACAUGCUCACUGAUCCUUACGGCUCUCAGGCACGGCUGGGAGUACGAGCUGGCCUGGUGCUAUACAACUUGCCUUUCCCCUUGCUACUCACUGCACUGGCAGCACUCACCCUGCUAGGCCUGGGUGCAGGUCUGCCACAGCCUCUGCAGAAGCCGCUCCUGCUGGGAGUUGUAGCACCUGUACAUGGCGCAGGUUUGCUGGCCACAGACCUGUUCUCCACCAGGCCUGUGCUCAACCUUCUGACACAAGGCUUAUCUUGUGCCUGGGGCGCGUCUGUGGCUCUGGGCACACUCUGCCUGUGCCGUCGCCGCCUGCUGGAAGGCCCUCGGGGCUGGGAUGCCAGUCCAGGGCCCCGGCUGUUGGCUGUGGCGGGCUCAUUGGGGCUCCUGGCCAGUGGUCUGCAGUUGGCGGCUUCGCUUUGGCUGUACCCAGGGCCUGGGCGAGAAGGUCGCUUCUCUUGGGCUUGGUGGGGCGUGCACUUCUGGCUGCGCCUGCUGGAGCUGACCUGGGCACUGGCACUGGCUCUGGCUGCUCUGGCCGCCACACGUCCCAGGCCCCCAACGGAGCACGCUUGCUGGGCUAAGCUGCUGCGCCUAGCAUGCCCCGCGCCCACUGGCAAGAGCGAAGUGCCCGAGAGACCGAAUAACUGCUAUGCGGGGCCCAGUAGCCUGGGCACAGGCGGCCUGGACAUCAGCAAAAGUCUCAUCCGCAACGCUGCAGAAGGUGGGCUUCCCUCCACACCUGGUUCUGGACCCUGGGGUUCAGCUGCAUCUCUGGGUCGUGGUCGCCCGAGUGGCCCGGGUAUGUCCCGGGGCAGUGUGGGGCCCGCACCGUCAUUGAGCGAGCUGGAUCUGCGGCCGCCAUCGCCCAUCAAUUUGAGCCGCAGCAUCGAUGCCGCGCUCUUCAGGGAGCACCUGGUCCGAGACAGUGUGUUCCACCGCUGCGGCCUCCGCGGCCUAGCCUCCUCGCCGCCAGGGGGUGCCCUGCGGCCACGCCGCGGCAGCCAGCCCGACGCAGAGCUCGAUGGCGCGGGUGCCUCGCUGCUCCGAGGCCGCUGCCGCUCGCUCAGCGAGGUGUGCUUGCGCGCGCCGCUCCCGCAGCACGUGGUAGACCCGCCCGUCGGCGCAGCGGCCGCGGGGACUUCGGGCAGCUCCCUGGACAGUUUCUCCAAGGGCUCGCUCAAGAUCAGCUGGAACCCGUGGCGUCACGGGCUGUCGUCCGUGGAUAGCCUACCCCUAGAUGAACUGCCCAGCACAGUGCAGCUGCUGCCACCACCUACCCCAGCCCCGACUCCUGCGCGGGCUGGAGAGCCUCAAGGCGAGAGCCAACCGUGCAGCAAGCCCAGCGAGUCCCGCAGCGCCUCCAGUGACACUAUAGAGCUUUGAGCAGCUACUAGGAGGACCUGGACCCACUCCUCAGAGUCCGCAUAAAGUGGAUGAGCCAAGACAGUUGAGCAUUUGAA